CAUCGAUGGUAACAUUUCUCCACCUCUAACCAGCAAUUGAUUACUUUUUUUUGACGCACUCGGUCCCUGUAAAUUGGGUUUUUUCGGCGCAAACCAAUGGAGGCCCUGGUGAAUUACAGCAGCGAGGACGAUUUGGACGAUCCUGGUUACCAGAUACGGGCACCACAACAACAACAACAACUGCAUGCGCAGCAGCGACAGCAUCAGCAUGCAAAAACAACCGUCAACUUCCUAAAGCAGAAGAACCAUAAUAACAACAAUAAUGGGAGCAGCGACGGCGACGUUGAGGCCGGCAGAGAGAGCCGCAGCAGCAACAACAACAGUCCGCGGGAACGGGAGCGAGAGAGGGAGAAACCGCGGCGACGCCACCACACUCCUCCGCUGCCGACGUCGCAGCAGCAGAAUCACAGGAGCAUUGAUGAGGACUCGCAGACCGGCUUUCGCCACCGCCAGGAGCGGGAGAAAGACAAGGACCGGGAAAGGGACAGAGAUCGCGAACGGGACCGGGACAGGGAACGCGAGCGGGAAAGGGACAAGGAUCGCGAGCGCGAGAAACGCGACAUGGACCGCAGUCGGGACAAAGGACGCGACAAGGAUCACAGCAAGGGCGACCAUCGCCACCAUCGUACCAAAGACGGCAACAGCCAUAGGGAGCGGGAACGCGACCGGGAGCGCGACAGGGAGCAUCGGGAUCGGGACAAGGAUCGGGAGCGCAGGCGUUCGGAGAAGAGCGGUCGCCACCACGGCGGUGGCAAGGAGCGCCAUCACCAUCAUCACAACAACUCGUCGUCCUCCUCGUCAGUCGCCGCUGCAGGCCUGAAUCCGGCCGGUCGUCGCUCCUACGACGACGGUCGAAGUCGUCGUCGCCGCGACUCGCGAUCCCGUUCCCGCACACCCACCGGCACGCCGCCCAGCCGUCGCCGCCAGCAGUCGCAGCAGUCGCGCAAGUACCGCGAACGCGACUCCAGCAGCCGCUCCAGAUCUCCAAAGGAAGAGCACUCGCUGCCACUGCGCGGCGGAGCAGCUGCCGGAGCCCAUCUGCUGCUGGGCAAAGGAGCAAGCAGCGGGGGAGGAUCUUCCGGAUCGGGAUCGGGAUCAGCAGCAGCAGCGGCUGCGGCGGCCGCUCUGGUGGCCGCCAAUGCAGCGGCCGCAGCGAUGGCAGCAGCCUCAUCCGGCGGAGGAGGAGUAGGAAGUGGAGGUGGUGCAGGAGGAGGAGGAGGGGGAGGGGGAGGUCUUCUUCCCACGCCCAACUACGCACCCAAGAUACCCUCGCUGAUGUCCCUGGAACUGAGCACACCGGCGGUGGCAGCACCCGCAGCCCUAGAACACAUCCAGCUGCCCAGCUACUACAAUCCGGGCAUCAUCAACGCCAAUCGCUAUGCGGAGCAGCAGCAGAAGCGCAAGCUGCUGUGGGGAUCGAAGAAGAGCGAGGACUCGGCGAACAAGUGGGGCAAUGCGCACUUCUCCCAGGACUCCGAUGGCAAGGUGGCCUCCAAGUUUAUGCGGCUGAUGGGCAUCAAGAAUGCGGGCUCGUCCGGCGAUGGAGGCGAGGCCACCGAAGCAGAGGCUAGCAACGGAAGUGCGGCCGCCGGCGAGGGCGGAGGAGCCGGAGGCGGCGGCGGAGGAGGAGCAUCGGCAGCAUCGGCGGGCGGAACGAAGGUACCCACGGAUGUGCAGCAGCGACAGCGCAUGUUCUCCAACAUGGAGCAGCAGUACGAGAUGGCGCGAGCCGCCACCCAUACGAUGCGGGGCGUGGGACUUGGCUUUGGCUCCCAGCCGCGCACCUUUUAGAGAGCGAAAGGCGCCCCAGGACGAGGACGAGGACGCGGACGACGAGGGCGAUCGCAACCAGGCUGUAAAUACCAUGCCACUCACUCAACUCAUUAGUCAUGUCAAGAAGUUUCCCCUCAACCACUUUUUGUUUGUGUUGAGCAAAUGUUUUUGAUUUCAAAUAAACGUUGCAACCGAAUUUGUCAAGUGGCGUGGCUUUCUCCUAAGAAACGAAUAAAUGAAGCAAACAAUUGCUUUGACUUCCGUCAAGUAA
Messenger RNA from Drosophila ficusphila, 2044 nucleotides. RefSeq names its product arginine/serine-rich coiled-coil protein 2. NCBI's taxonomy places the organism in Eukaryota, Metazoa, Arthropoda, Insecta, Diptera, Drosophilidae. The record is from RefSeq and is a predicted model, not a curated record. The transcript has 4 exons. Bases 97 to 1791 code for a protein of 564 amino acids.